This is a messenger RNA of Ectocarpus siliculosus, 747 nucleotides long. Lineage: Eukaryota; Phaeophyceae; Ectocarpales; Ectocarpaceae. The record is from the annotation of a GenBank genome assembly.
AUGUCUUCCAAGUGGGCGUCAGAUGACGAUGGGCAGGAUGACGCCGGCAACGGUUCCCCUCUAACUCCCAACUCGCCGCCGUACGAGCACAAAGAUAGCGGAAGCGGCGGCGGCAGGCGCUCGCGGCGUCCCCGGCCCGGACGAGACGACAUCGACGCAGCAGCGGCUGAGAAGGACAGGCCGCCGGUGAAGACCGUGGCGGGGGGAUGGGAGCUUGACGGUGCGGGAUCUGCCAGUAGUGAAGCGCAGAAAAAGUCUGGAGGCCAAAAGACGACAACACAGCAGAAGCCAAUUGAGGGCGGGAGCAAUAGGGCCAACAGGCGAAACCACUUCGACAAUGAAGAAACUGAGAUCCUUGUGAUCCCCGACCUGGAGGAUGAGGGAGAAGAAGACGUCGAAACAAAAGUUGCCGCCGCUCCGCAAAACACAACGAGACGGGUGCCUUCUCUGCGGGAGCUAGACGAGGAUCUCAAGUACGCCAUUCCAUCUGGCGCUGAUGGACUCGACAUGAGUCUGUUGACCAAAACCCUGGUUCCGUCGGAGAUGCUGGAAGAGGAUGACAGCCCAUGGGAGUUCGACAGUCUGCUGCAGUCCGUCACGCAAGAGUUCAACGCAGAGAAACGGUUGGCGUUCCGCGCGAAGCUUGGAACCGACGAUGAUGGAAGCACCGCGACCACUUUUGAAAGGCGGUCAAGUUCGCAGGAGCAGGGGGGGUCGCGACGAUCAAGCCGUGCCCUAGUUGCUUGA